AGACUCACCUGGAACCCAGCUGAAUCUCUCGGUUUUGAUGUUUCCAGGCAACUAAAUGUGCUGCACAAGGCCGCCUCAUGUUUCAGUCGCUACGACAUUCGAAAUAUCGCGAUACAUAUAGACUUUGGCAAGGUCUCAAAAAGCCUCGGCACACAGAGUGGUGUCCGUCAGGGAUGCUCACUGUCACCAUUUCUAUUAAACUUCGUGAUCGACAAAAUUGUGAAACAAACGUUGAAAGUCCACAAAAACCCUGGUGUUCAAGUAGCCUGUAACGAAAAGCUUAUCGAUCUUGAAUAUGCAGAUGACAUCAUUCUUAUCUUCGGAAAGGGGAAGGCUGAGAAGCGCUGGAAGUUGUGGAGCGCUUUACGGACCCUGGAAGUUGUAUUACUUCUGAAUGUAGUGUGA
Opisthorchis viverrini is the source of this 405-nucleotide messenger RNA. RefSeq lists its product as hypothetical. NCBI's taxonomy places the organism in Eukaryota, Metazoa, Platyhelminthes, Trematoda, Opisthorchiida, Opisthorchiidae. The record is from RefSeq and is a predicted model, not a curated record. The transcript is spliced from 3 exons. The annotation marks the transcript as partial.